AUGAACAACUCAAAUUUAAGGCAUUAAACUUUAUCAGUUGCAGCGCUUCCAAAAUAGGGAGAAAUUAGAACAACAUAAUUGCUUGAAUACACUAAUGGCAUAUUUUAGGGCCAAAUGUCUGGUUAUCCAUUAAAAAAAAACGGAUUAGGAGUUUUCGCUUUUGAUAAUGGAGAUUUUUACUUUGGUGAAUGGGAAAAUGAUUAGCUCCAAGGAGAAGGAAUUUUAUUUUUUGCAUUUGGAGGAUUUGUGCAUGGGUUUUUUGAAAAAAGCAAGUUACAUGGACCUGCUUUUUUAAAAUUUUCAAACGGUGAAAUUUACGAAGGUUACUGGAACAAUGGUCUUAUAGAUGGUGAGGCAUAUAACUACUUUAUAGAUGAAAACUUAUGGCUAAAGUGCUAAUAUUCGAAUGGUAAAUUUUAAAACCUCCUAGAAGAAGGAGAAGGAAGAGCUCCAUCAAAUGUUUUAGCAAAUUUAAGUGAAAUGAAGUCUAUAAGCGAUAAGCACAAAACACCUGAGAAUCCAAGGGUUAAAAUUUUAGAUUUUAAGGAUGGAUAGUAAUUCUUAGGUGCUGCAAAUAAAAAUAAAACUUGUGGGUUAGGUAUUUUAAGAAGAUUAGAUGGAAAAUGCGACAUAGGGUUUUGUGAUGAUGGAAGAUUCGUAGAUGUAGGACGCAUAAAUCUGAAAGAUGGAGGACUUUAUGAUGGGCUUCUUAAAAAUGGAAAAUUCAAUGGAAGAGGUAUGUAUUAUAAUCCUAAAGAUAAGAGCUGGUUUUAUGGACACUUUGAAAAUGGAGAAUGUAAAAAAAUAUCUAAAUAGGGAUAAGGAAAGUAUCCUUUACAAAUAGUUGAGUAAAUUAGAGCUUAGCACCAUAAAAAAUCAAAUCGUUACGUUGAUUAGAUAGUAGCUCCUAAUGUUUUUUAUGUUCCUACAGGUUAUAAUAGAAAUCAAAAAUAAACAAAAGAAACAGAGUGGUAGCCUUAAAAAAUAGAAUAAAUGAGAGAAAAAACUUUCAGUCAUAGAAAAUCUCCUAAGUUAAUUCGUAGCUUAUACGUUCAUGAAUAAGUUUUCAAAGAUUAUGAUGAUCUCAGCCAAAGAUAAAAAAUGAGAAUGAUUUAAUCUGAAAAAGCAAUGACAGCUUCUCCUAACUCCAAACUUUACUAGCAUUACUUACAAAAGUCUGCUAACAGUGAAUAAGAUGAAAAUAUAGUAAAAAGAUCUGGUAAUAAAAAAGAUGGUGAAAGAGAUAAGAGAUCAUCUCCUAUGCAAAAUUAAAUGUAUCCAAACUAAAUCAAUAAUAGAGGAAGAUAAAUUAGCCCUUUUAACAAAUCAGAUUAAAAGCCAAGCCAAUAUUAUUCACCAUAAAAGACUCCUGAUUAGCUAAAACAGAUGAUGAAUUCUUCUCUAUCCUCCUCAAUUAAUAAUUAAAAGAAAGGAAAUCAGAAUACUUAAAAAGGCUAAUAAACAGCUUAGCCACUCUAAGCUUCAAAGGUAUAAAGUGAUCCUAAUUAAAACUAUAUUAAUAUUUAAGACUCUUAUGAUAUGAGCAUAGAGGGUAUUCCAUAUGAAAAAGAGGAAAGACAAAAAAAAAGUAAAUUGUCAUAACAACAAAUUAAUAAAAUACCAUCAUAAUCAAGUGGAUAAGAUAACAAAUUUAUAAUAAUUGAUCAGAAUCCUGCUUAAGUGUAGAGCUUUAGUUCACCUACUUUCAAUCAGUAACAGUUAUUAACUUAGGAACAAGCUUAAAAGCAUCUCUAGUAAAUGUAAUAGUAGCUUCAUCCAACAGGCGAAAAAGAAUUAUAAGAUUAGAAAAUAUCAAGCGAAAAAAAAUUCUAAUCUAUUGAAAGUGGAAAUAGUAGUGGAGACUAGUAAGUAUAUUAAAAUAACCAAGGAACCAAUUUUACAUAAUUUGAUACAAAAAAUCAAAUGGGAUAAAAAAACUAACCUAGCAGUACUCAUUUAAUAUCUAGCAACAACCCUUAAACUUAAUUUAGAAAGAACACUUUCGGUGAAGAAAUGAAUUAGGAUUUACCUGACUAAAAACCAUUUAAAUCAAAUUCUAUGCAUAAUUAAGCAUCUCGUCCAAUUGAUACUAUUGGUUAUUCUUUAUCUCCUACAGUCUACUCUACAAUUAAUGAAUAGCCAUUCUAAUCAGAAUAUUAGUCUCAAAAAUCUUAAAACAAAGAUCAAUUUUUAUAAUCUGUCUCUUAAUUUAAUAAUCCAGCUGAAUAAUAAUAGUUUUUAAAUUAAUAGUCUUAAUAUAAUAGAAGACCUUUAUCUUAAAGUCUGCAUUCUGGUUUAUAAAAGACUGAAUAAAAGGAGUUAUUUAAUUAAAAAAUACCAAGUGAAACAAGACUAUCAUAAUAGAUUUCAUCUUCUUAAUCAAUCGAUUAAAAUCCUAGAAAGUUAAGACUUUCUUAGUAUAUUGCUAAUAAUGUAGAAGAACCAAUUAAAUAACUAGUCAAAAAGGCAAUAGAAACGGAUAAUAACUCAGAGUUUCUUUAAAAAUAUAGAAAUGUUCUUUUUGAAGAUGACCCAAAAAGCACAUUCUCAGAUUACUAAGAUUUAGUUAGUGCUAGAAAUAAAAUUAUUCUGAAUAAAAUUGAAUAAAAUAAACUCUUUAGCUUAGAAUAAGCUGCUUCUCAUCAAGAUGAUCUGAUUUCAUUUUAAACUUCUAUAAUAGGUUUAUAAGAUUAAUUUAUUUCAAAGUAAAAGAGGUCAAAAUCUUUAAUGAGUUCACUAUAAGGAGGAAAUUUACACAGUCCAGUUGCAUCAGGAGUAGAUAUUUAAUCAUAGUAUGAGUCUACUUAUAGGACAAACCUAGAUUCUUAGAGAGAUAAUAAAUUUAUAAGUUAAAAUAGCUAAUAAUUGGUGUCGAACUCGAACUUUAAUACUAAUAACCCAGCAGCUGGAUUGAAUUUAGGAGGUUAAAAUGUUCGUUACUCUUCUCAACCCAAUCUUCAAAGAUUAAAUCUCACUUCUCAAACACCCUAAGAUUAGUAUAAUAUUUUAUAAAAUUGCCCACCACUUUCAGGUAAAUCCAAUUAUUCUUAAUAAAAUUAUGGACAUUAAGCAAGCAUUUAGAGUCAUGCUUCACAAUCAAGCUAGCAAUAGAAUAUUAUUCUUGACACUUUACAAUCUGUAAGAGGACCUAAUAGCAAUUACACCCAAUUUAAGGACUAACAAAUGCAUUAUUAAUCUACUUCUCCAUCUGUAUAAUAAUACACUUAAUCUCCUAGCACUCAAGCUGAAUAGAACAAGUAAAAAGAUGUUUAAUAAAAAAAUGAUAAAGCAAUACAAAAUUAAAAUUAAGUUAGCUAGUAAUUCUAAAUGAAAAGAGAUGGAUCUCCUCUUACUCCUAAAUAAGGAAUUAUUAAAGAUCCUUCUACUCCACGUAAAGGAGUAUCACCUAAAUCUGUGAGAUUUUCAUAAGAAAUUUAGAACUAGCAAGCUUAUACUCAACACACUUAAGAAAGUGAAGAAAAUUAAGAAGACUAAAAAUAAAAUUCCACUAAAGUUACAGAAAUGACAUUCUAACAAUAAAAAAAUAAUGAUAAUGUACCUUAAAUAGUCCUUCCUUAGAGUCCAAAUUAAUAAUAGAAUUAAAAGAAUGAAUUUGAAUAAAUUGCUAACUUUAUGCCUGAUACCCCAUAGAAACUCAACCCACAGCUAAAUAAAGUUAAAGAUUUACUUCAACAUCAAGCUUCAUAUAUUUCUUAAAAUAGCUAAAUUUCUAAUCCAAAAUAACUGAUAAGAUAAGUUGAAAGCUUCUUUAGCAGACAAAGCGAUGAUUAAGCUCAAAUAGAUCCUAAGGCUAAAGAUUUUAUAACAAAACUUAGAAAUAACUCCCCUGAAAGCUAAUAAAUAUUAUAAACUUUUUCUUCUCUCCCUUAAGAAUAAAGACAGGAGUAUAUUUAAAAGUAGGUUACACGCUAAGCAGAGUCACAGAUUCAAUAUGAAUACUAUAAUGAUCCUACGAAUUAGUAGUAAAGAAAUCAGUAAAAUUAAUUGAAAAAUUUAUAGCACUUACACAGCAGAUCUUCAUCUUUAUCUAGUGAAAAUAGAAGCCAAAAUAAUUAAAAUAACUAAGAUAAUAAUUACAAUUUCAAUUAAAGUAAUACUCAGCAAACAACAGGAAAUGAUUAAAAGCCCCCAAUUCAUCGUUUCAGAGAAGUAUACUCAACAAUUAUCUCUCCUAAAAAUACUAAUGAGCAAAGUUAAAUUAUAUCAAGAUAAUAGAGUGGAGAUUUUACAAGUAAUUAAGGAGGUUAAAUUGAUUAGUAAAGAGAGAAAUAGAAUUAAAAUGAACCCUUUUAGAGGACAAACAUGCAUUAAGGCUCAAUUUAAAAUUAACAAUAAGUUCAAAGAUAAUCACCCAAUUAAAAGAAAAGUGAAUUUUAUGUUGAUAGAAAUAACUAAGAUAAUAUAGAUUCUACAGAACUCUAGUAUUCUAGUUAAUUUGAUUAAAAUGAUAGCGUAAGAUAAUUUCCUUAAAGAACUCCUGCUAAUACUAUAACAUUUAACCCUAAUAGCAAUUAGGGUAUAAUAUAACAAGGAAGUUACUAUUCUCCUGACACUAAAUAAACUAACUAGGGAGAAUCUUAAUACAUAAUAUAAGGAAGUACUCCUUUAGAAAAGUAAGGAUCUUAGGUUAUGAACUAAACUAGUCCAGGCUUAUAAAAUAAUUUAAGUGCUAUUGAAAGCUGUUAGUACUCACAGUCUAAUCUAAACUAUAGUUAAUCACCUGAAUAAAUAAGAUUAACAACUAAUGAUCAGUAAAAUACUAAUUCAAACAAUAAUUCUUUUAGAUAAUCGAUUGCCUCAAAUAACUAAAGUAAUUAACGUCUAAUUUCACUUCAGCAACAAUACGAUUAAUAAAAUAUACCUCAAAAUGAAUAAAUUAUUAAUUAAAGUAAUAUACAAGAUAAGAGUUAUAAUAGUAAAAAUUAGUUUGAUUAAACACUACCAGAUGAAGUUUGUGAAGAUUUUGAAAAUAUCAACAUAGGAAACUUUACUGAAAGGAACUCUGAAGAAAAGUAAAGCCAAUAUAAUGAUUAAUAAGGACAAUAAAGUUUUAUAGGAGAAAAUAUUCGUGUUAUUGAUAGAAGUAGCUAUUAAUCAACUCCAGAUAGACCACAAAUAGUAAAUACAGAGCAUCAAUAAGCUUUAAACUAAAAACUUUAACAAAAUCUUCCUAAUUAAGCAAAUAAUCAAAUAAAUAAAUUUUAAGAAUACCAGUAAAGAUAAGAAUAAAGUUUAUAAAAGAUAGGUAGUAAAUAUGAAGAUUCGCCUUAAGAUUUAAGCAAUUUCAUAGAAAAAAAUAAUGAUUAAUAUCUAUAAAAUUAAAGUAUCUAAAGCACUCCCUCUCACCUUCAUUAAGAUUUAGAAAACUAAGGCCAAAAUUAAUCUUAAAAGCAUUUAAAUCCUUAAUCACAGCAAUAUCCAUAAUAAGAAUAAAACCAAAACAAUUAAUAAAAAUAAAAUAGUUAAAUGGGUAUUCCUUAAAAUUAAGAUCAAGAUAUUUAUGAGGAAAGGAGAAAAUAAUAACAAAUACCAUUUUCUAAAGAUAAUUUAGAACAUUAUGAAAAUGUUUAAUAAUUUUAUAAUUAAAAUCCAUAAAUGUAGAAUUAAUAAUUAUCGCCUAAUUAACAAAGCUAAAAUAACUCUAUUAAACAAAGUGAUAAAGAGCAAAUUUCACCAUAAAUGAAAUAAAAUAAUAAAAAUCAAGAGGAAUAUUAAAUUAAAAACAAAUAAAAUUAGGGUGAAAUAUAAAGCUAAUUGAUCAAUGAUAAUUCUAAAAGACAAUAGUCCCCUUAACAAAAAGGAAAUGAGUAAAUAUAAGCAUCAUCAGAAUAUCCUGAUACAAUAUAUUAAAAAUAAAAUCCCUAGAGAUAACCUGAAAACAAUUAAAAUUUAAUUCAGGGAAAACAAGAGUUAAGUCCUUACUCUUCAUAAAAUAUUAAAGAUAUAUAAUAUGCUUAAUAGAUAUAAUAACAGUAGAAAUUUAUUUCAGAAAAAAAUCUGUAAGAUUAAGACUCUCCUUUUUAGGAAGAAAAAGUAUUUUCAGGGUAAAAUGUAAGCGAAAAGAAUUUAACUAGUCAUAAAAAUCUAAAUUAAUAAGAUUCUGAGCUUUAGAAUUCUCCUAUAAUUACCCAAAAAAGCUAAUAUAAAAGUUAAGACAGAUCAUUUUUAUAAAGUUAAGAUAACUUUAAAGACUAAUAAAGCCCAUAUUCUUAAUAAAAUUUUAGUUAAAAAGAAGAUUAGCACUAAUAUCAAUAAUAAUAAUAAAUGGAAAAUAAAAUUAAAUCUAAACAUUCUCCUGUUAGUGAAGGAAAUUUUUAGUCUUAGAAUAUUUAAAGUUAAGAAUUUUUAAGUAAUAGCUAAAAUUAAAAUAAAUAUUAACCUUAAUAAUUUGAUUCUCCAAUAAUAACUGAAAAAAGUAUACAGCAGAGAUAAGGAAGAUAGAUUACUAUAGAUUAAUCCUAAAUUAACUAAAAUUAAUUAAUAUAGAGUAAUGAUUAAAUUAUAUUUAAAGAUUAAUCAAGUCCACGUACUUUGUAAAAUAUGAAUGCUGGAGAUCAUCAAUUUUAAGAAUAACAUUAUUAUUAAUAAUAGUAAUAAAAAUAAGAACCAAUGUAAGAAAGAAGUUUUACUAACUAAAAUUCUGUGUAUUAAUAAGAAAAAUCUCAAAAUUUAAGUUCAUAGAAUGAAAGAGGAGUGACUAACAGUUAAAACUAAAUCUAAAAAUCUAUUUCUCCAAGAAUUUCUCAUUAAAGCUAAUAUUCAAGUUAGGAAAGACAUAAUAUUACAGAUCAAUAACAAAUAUAUUAAUAAGAUGAUUAAGUUUAAAUUAAUUAAAAAUAGUAAUAAAGUCCGUAUACUUCUUAAAGUAGAGAUAUUCAAAAUUAAUAAUAUUCUUCUUAAAGUGGUGGAGAUUAUUAAUUUUAAUAAUAAAAUAUUAGUGUAGAUAAUCAAAAAGAUUAAGGGGGUUUUUCUGCUUCAAGUUAAAGCUUAAAAUCGUAAAAUUUGAAAAACUAAUAGAUUGGAUAAUCUAAAUAAUAUUUUGAAAACUAAUAAUUUUAAGAAGACGAAGAUUCAAAUCCUUAAAUAAAAAAAUCUUCGCCUUUUAACUAAAGUAAAAGUAUUUCUUAAAAUGUUGACGAGGGCCAAAGUUAGAAUUUUACAAAUUAAGAUAACUAUUCCACACAUAAAUCUUAAGAAAAUGUCAUAUUAAGUCAAAGUAGUGUUUCACCUUAAAAAUAUUAUUCUAAUAAUUAAUUGGAUAGUUAAAAACCUAUAAAUUAAGUUCAUCAAUAAGAAUAUUAGUAGUAAUAAUAUUAAAUUAGCCAGUCUCCAUAACAACAUUAUACACCACAAUCUGAUAUAUCUAAAAAAUCAGUUUAAAAUUAGUAAACAAAUUUAAAUGAAAAAGAUAUUUCUCCUAGCAGAUUUUCCUAAAACAAAAAUCAAGAAUCUAUUAACAUUAGUCAGUAGUAAGGGUAAGAAAUAUCUUAGCAAUUUUAAUAACAAGGAUAGUUUUCAAGCUAGCAAUUAUCAUCGUAAAGAAGUAAUUUAUCUCCUUAAAAUUUGUAAUUUAGUUAAAAACAACAAAAUCAAUCAUAAAUUGAUUUAAUAAGGAAUAAUUAAAGUUAAGAGCUAAAUUAAUAAUCUCCUUCCCAUUCUUAAGGCUAAUACGCUUCAAGAUAAUCUAAUAAAGAAUUGGCAUAAAAUUUAUCAACAAAUAAAUCGUAAGGUCAAUCACCUUAAAGUUUAUCAAAAAAUAAUUUAGAUGGAUUUUAAGAAGCCUAAUAAACUAGACAUAUUCAAUAAUCACAUAAUUAAUCAUAAUAGGAUGAUUCUCAAUAUUAAAGCCCCUAGUCUUAGCAAAGAAAAAUUCAUAUUAAUGAUUAAUCUUAAAGCUAAUUCAAUAUUACAUAAUAAAGUCCUUAUCAAUAGUCUUUCAAUCCUUCACUACAAAAAUUGAAUACUCCAGGGUACGAUUAAAACUAUUCAUAAAAUAUGAUUAACACUCCAUAGAUAAAUAAUUAAAUAAACAAAGGGACUUCUGGAUUUUAAGAAAAUGAAUAAUAGCAAUAAUCUAAUUAAAUUUAAAUGAAAUCAUCUGAAAAAUAAAACUUCUCAACAGGAUAAUAAGCUCAAAUAGUUGAUGCUAAGGAAAGUAAUUUUUCAAAUGAUAACUAAUAUUAUUCUGCUUCUGGAUUAUCUUCACCUAAUCGUUAACCAUAAAACUCAAAUAAAACAUAAAAUCUAAAUGACUAGAGUAACUUCUAAAUUAGAUAAAAUGAUAGUUUCUAGGAUUAAUAAAAAUACGAUUAUCCUUAAAACUCUUAAAGACCAAUUGUUUACAAUUAGCAAGAAGUAAGUUCUGAUUAACUCUAAUAAUAAGAUGAAAAUCCUGUAAGUAAUUCAUCAUAGAGAUAAAAUGUUUUAUAAAGUGAUUUUAAAUAAUCACCAAUAAGCAGCGAUUUCUAGCAAAAGUAAUUUAGAUAAAGUCCUUAUAAUUAAGAAAGAGAAUAAUAAUACUUUAAUUAAUAAAUAUUGAGUAAUGAAAAGAGUUAAGGAGAUUCUUAAAUUUAAUCAUAAAAAAGUUUGAAUUAAGAAUAAUAGUAAUAAGCAAAUAGUCCUUUUAGAUAAUAAAAUACAUAAUCAAAUAAUUUAAACGAAGCACAAUAACAUUUCAUUUCAUAAUAAUCUGGAGCAUCUAAUAAUGAUAGACAAUUAAGUAGUCCUUAAAAAAGUAACAUACCUAAUUAAUAAUUAUAAAUAUCUUACGAUUAAAGGUAGUAAAGUCCUAUCUCAAAUGAUUUUAAUAUGAAAUCUUAAAUUAAAUCACCUUAUGUAGAAGAUUAGUAAAACAAAAGCAGUUAGUCUAUGUAAUAAAGCCCUUUUUCAAGAGAAUAAGAAGUUAAAAAUUCAAAUUAAGUCUAAAAUAAUCAAUACUCUUAAAAAGACUCUUCUUCAACAUUAAAUAAAAGUCCUUAUUCAGAGAAUGUUAACUAAGAUUAAACUCUUUAAGAAUAGGUGGAAAGACAAAACAGUCCUAAUUAUUAAGAAGAUAAAUAGUUCUAAUUAGAAAGAUAAAUAAUAAGAUAAUAAUAGCCUUAUAGUUCUUCUAAAAGCCCUUAAUCAGAUUUGAACUAAUCAAUCAAAAAUCAAAUAUAAAAUUCGCAAUCUCCUUUAAGCAAUAAAUAAUUAAUGAGUAGUGAUAAAACGAGAUAAUAAAAUGAUUAAGAUAAUUAUGAAUAAAAUGAAGAUGAAUAUGAAGACAAUUUAUAUUUUGAAAAUGAACCUGUAGUAAAAUCUAAUUUAUAGAAAUCAUAAGUAACCAAUACUCCUGUAUCAACAAAUUAAGUUGAAGAUUAAAAUAAAGAUUUUAAUAAAUAUUAACCACAAGAAUAAGGUUUAAUAUAAGGUACUUCAAAACAAAACUUAGAAGAUUAGUAAUCAUUAGAAAGAUCAAUCCACAAAUAAUAACCUUAUAUCUCCUCAAGAAGCCCUUAGUCAUUAAGCAAUUAAUAGUCUGCUAAUUAAAAAUAAAGUUUAUAAUCUCCUUAUAGCCAAAAAUCACCUAUAUAAUCCAGAGAUCAAUAAAUAUUGCAAAGUUAAUAAGGAAUAUUAAAUCAAAAUUAGGAUGAGUAAAAUAAUUAUUUAGAAAAUUAGGGUUUAGAAUCUUCUUAAAUAAAUUUAACUCCCUCUAGAUCAUAAAUAAGUGCAUAAAAUAUCUCUUAAUACACGAAAUCACCCUAAAACUAAUCUUCAAAUAUCCAUGAUAUACAUCCUAUUUCAUAGUAGAAUGUAAUUAGUUCUCAAAUAACUGACUCUAAUUUAAGCCCAAAAUUCAGAUAAGAAGAGUAAAAUGUUUAAUAACAACAAAAUAUUGUUUACAAUCCUUAAUAAAUUUAGUAAAGAAUAAGUAAUAGCCCUGUUAAUUAACAAAAAAUUAGCUCUCCUUAAAGCUCUAUUUUGUAUAGUAAAGAUUAGCUUUCUGAAUAAAAAGAUACACUUAAUUAGAUGAAAAAUCCUUCGUCUCCAUAUCAUUAACAACGAUAAUUUGAAUCUUAAAAAAUAUCUGGUAAUCAAUCAUAAAUUUAAGAAUUACCUUAAGAAGCUAACUUAUAAAAUAAAGGUGAAUCAGAUUAAGGAUAUUUUGAAUAAUACAACGAACAAUCUCCUUAAAUAAAAGGUUUAUAAAUUAAACAGAAUUCUUAAGGCUAGUAAGAAUAUUUGUCUAAGUCAAGACACUCUUCAUCCCCUUAUUCUUAUUAAAGAUCAGAUCAACAAGAAUAAGCUAUAAAUAUCUAACAAAAAAGAUAAGGUUCUUCUGAAAAUAAAUAAAAAUCUCAAGAAUUUAAUAGGCUAGACUCUUAAAAUUAAAAUCAACCAAUUGAUAACAACUAAUAAAUGUUUAACAAAUCAUAAGAUAAUUAUAUCUAUGAAUAGCAAUUAUCUCCAAUUUCUCAUUCAUAAAUAAGUUAAAUAUCUAAAGGUUCUCCUGUAAAAUAAAGCUAUUAAUAAGAACUCUAAACUCCUGAAAAAUUAAAGAAUUAAGUGUAGAAAUCAUCUUAAUAUGGGGAAAAAAGCGAUUAAUCACCAUAAUAAAGUGAAAGUUUAAAAUAAAAGUUAAACUAAACAAACUAAAGCCAAUUUAAUUUAUAGGAAGACUAAACAACUAACUUUAAGCCUAGUAGUAGUAAAUAACUAAAUAAAUCAUAAGAUAUUUUCUAAGAAUCAUAGUAAAUUAGUCCUUAUUAUGAGAGCAAUUAGAGGAAUUAAGAAUUAUUAAACUCUCCUUAUAGUCAAAACAUUAAUAGAGAAGCAUAUGUAGAUUCAUCAAAAAAUUUAAAUGAAGAGUUGAGAAAAGAGAGCAAGAGACAAUCAAGAUAGUCAAUUUCUCCAGUGAAUACUCCACGCACUUAAAGCUUGGCAAAAUAACUUGACCCUUCUAUAGAUGCAAGUGCAAGUAGAUAUUUAUCAGAUAAAUAAUACUCUAGCGUUGUUGUUAGAGAAGAUGUUCAGGCACUUCCUCUUAGCCAAUCAAUCAAAAAAUCAUAAGAAGAAUUUGUUAAAUCCCCAAAUAAAACUAUCUAUAAGAAAGUAGGUAGUCUUUAAUCUCCUCCUGUUUCACCUAAUUUAAGUCCUAAUAUGAAGAGUUCAAAUGCUCCUAUUGGUUAGAUUAACUAGCCUUAUAGCGCACGCACUUACGGUGAACAAACAAGAUCUUCAAAUAUAUAUUCUCAAUUAAAAAAAGGAGUUAGCUAAGAUGGUAAUCAAAUGUUUUUGCCAGAAGAUGUUAGCAAAUAAGAAUUAUUUGCAAAUCCUUUAUAUAAUAUUUAAAGUCCCAUUCAAUUAGUAACUGGAAUAUAUCAAAACUAAGGAUCUGCAUACAAAUAAUUUGAACCAUAACAUUAGGGAGGAUAAGAAAUUUAAAAUUUACAAAAGAAGUCCAGUUAAGGAAAUAUAUCCUUAAUCCCAAAUGUUCAUUCAACAGCUUAAAGCUAAGGUAAAGUCUCAUAGUCCUUAACAUCUAAUUAAAUUCCUUCAAGUAAUAUUUAUGCCUCUUAAAGGAUAGGUUCAAUAGAUACUUAACCAAAUACUAAAGCUAAUAUAGGUGCUUAUAGCUCAGAGUAUCCAAUAGGUUUUGAAUAGUAUGCUAAUAAUCAUAAAAAAUAAUAAUCUUAAAGCUAUUCUUAAGAAAAAAUUCCAGAUUUAGUUGAUAAGCAACAAUCUUCUCAUGAAUAAAGAAGUAGUAGCCCUAUUUACUAUUAAACUCUAUCACCAAAUGAAUCUCAUAACUCCAGAUAAAUUAUAUAAAAGUAGCUUUAAAAUCUAAGAUAAAGCUAAAAUUUAGAAAGUAGUAAACCUUUUAGAGAAGACAGUCCCAGAUCGAAUAACAAUAAAAAUAUAAUUUUUUCUUAAAGCUAAAUGUAAUAAAAACCAUUUUAGGGAUAAAGAAGUAGGUAAUCAAGCGAAGGAAAUAUUUAAUAACAAAUCAUUCAGAAGAAAGGAUAUAUCUCUCCUGUAAGUACUUCUCGCAGAUAAAGUUAAGAUGAAUUAAUCAAGUAAGAAUCGAAUAAUAAAAAUAGACCUACUUCUUCUUUUAAUAUUUCCUAAUAAUUCUAAACCAUUCCUCAGUAAUAGGACUAAAGAUUUUAAACAACCUAUAGUAAUUCUUAUUCAAGUAUUCCUACCUUAGCUUAUAAAAGUAAUUCUGAAUCAAAAUAAAUUUAGUAAAGCUAAAGAAAAUUCUCUAACCCAAUUUUGUAAACUGAAGAAAUUCCCCGUCCUAAUUUCUAAAAUUUACCAGAAUAUUUAUAAUCUCCUUAACAGAAAUAGGGAUAAUUUAGUGGCAAAAAAUUAAACUCAGAAAAAUACCUUAGUAGUAGUUCUCGCAGAUAAAGUUAUGAAAAUCUCACCAGCUCUCAAAAUAAUUAAUUAGUAUAACCACCUUAUGCAGUUGAUACUGAUCUUACUAAUUAUAAAAACCAGCAAAGACCUCCUUCUUUUUCACAUUCUGAUUUUGUAUUUUAAUAAUAAGCUAAUUUCUAAGCAAAAAAUAGCUAUUAACCAGAUAAUUAAUAUUAAUUUGAGCCUUCAUAAAAUUACGAUUCAAAUUAUAACUAGUUUAAUGAGUAAAAACAAUAAUAAUAAAUAUAAUCUAUGACAACUAAAACAAAGAUUUCACCAAAUGUAAGUGGACUUUUUUCAAAUAAUGCGAAAUCUAUAAAUGAUAUGUAAUUAGACUUUUAACAAGGUAGUUAAUUUAAUUUGUAAUCAAAUCUUCCUUCAUUCUAACCUAUACUCUCUCCAUUAAGUAAUUCUCAAGGUAAUUUUACAUAAUAAAGAUAACAGUAAAAUCCAUUUUCAUAAUAAACACUGCUACCAACAUCCCCACUAUUUUUCGAUCAAUAACAGUAGUAAACAGAAGGUGAUUAAUAGUAAAAGCGCUAGGUACCAUACUUCUAAAGCUAAAAAAGUAGGGAAAAGCCUAUAUACCCAUCAUCAAAGAGCUAAGAUUAAUACGGAUAGAGUAUUCCAAAAAUAGAAAGCUCUAAUAAUAUGUAAGUAUCUUCUUAAUAAAAUAAAAUAAUAGAGCCCUACUCAAUUGAGUCAUAAAGUAAUUUUAAAUCAAAUCCUUAUUCAGAUUAGCAAGGAUAUCAAAAACAGCCGUCUAGAUAAGACAUGAGCGAUUAAAGUAGAGCUAACUAAGUUUAGUAAAAGGAUGAAUUAUAUAUGGAUAGAUAAUCUUAGCUUUACAAUAGUGGAAAUUAACUAAAUUAAGUUCCAUUUAGUUAUACAGUAUAGGUAAGAGAUUCAAAUGAUUAGUAUCCUUACUCAUAGAACGCUAUCAAAAGUUCUACUAUAAAGUCCCCAAUCAUAGAAGACAAUGCUUCAUUAAAAAGUUUGAGAGAUAGUAGAAAUUAGUUUGAAAAGAAAGAGCAAUAAUAGUAUUAAGGUAAUAGAUAAAAUUCUAGCAAUUAAAAUUAAAAUGAAUAAAAAGAUAAAAAUACUUAAAAUUAAACUUCCACUUCAUCAUAGUAUUAAGGUUAUUAUAUUCCAAAGAAAAUGGAUAUUCCUGUUACAGACAUUUUAAAUGAAAAAAGCUCUGAAUAAAUUUCAAGAUAAAGUUAAGAAGAAUUAUUUAGAAAUAGUCCUCUUCGUUCUGAAGCAGAAAAAAAAUAGAAUAUUUAAUAAGCAUAAUCAUAAAUACCAUAUAUUGAAAAUUCAUCAAAUAUAGAAGAGAAAUAAUAAUUUUAAGGACAAAAUAAAUAAUAUUAAUUCGAACAAUAAUAAUAAGAAAAAGAGAGAGGAAUUUCAACUAAUAGAUAAAAGGAUGCUUAACUAAUUACAAAUAAUGAAUAAAGUAAAUAUUAAAAUUAGUUUGAGUAAAGAAUACCUGAAUAGUAAAAAUAAAGCUAAUUCAUAUAAAAUAACUCUCAAUCCUAGUCUUCUUAAUAAUAAAUAAGUAACCCUCAUUAAUAAUCUUAAUAAGAGUUUUAAAUAAAAUAAUUAGAGAGUGGAAUUUCAACUAAUAUAUAAAAUGAUGCUUAAAAAAUUUUAAGUAAUGAAUAAAGUAAAUAUUAAAAUUAACUUGAGUCAAGAAUACAUGAAUAACAAAAAUAAAACUAAUUCGUUUCAAAUAACCCCCAAUCCUAAUAUUCUUAAUAAUAGUUAAGUAACCUUCCAUAAUAAGAGUAUUAUCCAUAAAUCUAAGGUGAAUUUAAUUAGGAAAUGAGUUUUUCAUCUAGAUAGCCAAUUGAGAGACAAUCAAUUGAAUAAAUUCUUAAAAAUUCAUAGAGUAAAUAUGAUAAAAAUUUAAAAUCAGAUAACAAAUUUGAUUUAUCCUCUAGAGAUAAACACUCAUCAGCAAUAGGAUAACAAUAAAAUGAUUCAUAAAACAGCUUUUAGAAUUAAGUAAGUACAGAUAAAAAAGAUAAAGUAUCUUUACAAAGUCAGCUUGAAGUGUCCGAUUAAACAUUCUAAUAAAGAUUCCCUACGUAAAAUGAAUAUUCAAUUAUUUCUUCUUCAGAUAAAAAAUAAAUUUCUAAUUUAAGCUAAGGAAAUGUUUAAAAUUACUAUCCCUCUUAAGUAGAAAUGAAUGAAUAGAUAAGUAUUAAUUAAUCAAAAGAUAUCAAAUAACCUCAUCAAUAAAUUGAUGAACCUACUAAGCAUGCUAAUUACUAAUAAUAAAUUCCUUUAGGAAAUUUCUAGGAAUCAAAAUAAAAAUAGCUAACAAAUCCUUAAAAUUAAGAAAAAUAAACUGCUUAAAUAUUCUAUUAAUAAGAUGAUAGAUAGUAAAAUAAAAUUUAAUAACAAGCUAGUAAGGAAUUUGCAUAUUAAUAGGAUAAUAAAGAUAUAUAUAUGCCUGAUAAAUAAUUUGGAUAUGAGUCAAAAGAUAUUUAAUCUGCAUAAAAACUCACUGAUUCAGUAAAAAAUGAAUAGUUAAAUACACAAAACUAACCUUAAAAUUAUUCUCGCGGUUCUUAAUUAACUGAAGCAUAGUUGGUUUAAUAGAAAAGCAGUUAUUAAGAAAUAAACAGAUCUCAAGGAUAAGGAAUAAUUUAGAUAAAUUAAAGCUAAGAGAAAAGAAAGGAUUAAAUUACCUCUAAUGAUUCAUUUGCUAAUAGAUAAUUUAUUUCUGAAUAAAAGGAAUAAGGAAUUAACGAAAAUAAUGACCUACCAUAUAAAAGUAAUAUGGGAAUUAUAAAUGAUAAUUUAAGUUAUCCUUCUAGUCAAAUACAAGGUUUGUAAUACUCUUCCUAUUAAUCUAGACCAAACUAAUCUCCUGAUAAUAAAUAAUAAUCAAUAAAUAUGAGUAGCUCAUUUUAAGCAUAAGAUCCCUUUAAUAGAAGCUCAUAUAAUAAAUCAAUGGAAUUUUUAAACAAAUCUGGGUAACACUUAACUAGCUCUUUAGAAAAUAAAGAUUAAAUCCCUUAAAAUAUUGCUGAUCAAAUGAAUAAAUAAUAAACGAAUUAAAUUUAUCAAACUUAGCCCUAUAAUUAACCCUAUUUCCCUACGAAUUCUAACAAUUAAAUUGAAAGCAAAUAAAAUUAUGUAAUAGAUAUACCAUCUGAUUUAAAUAAGACCGAAUAGUCUGAUAAGAAGAAGUCUAAGAGUCCAAAUAAAUUUGAGGAGAGUUAAUCUUUGUUUGGAGAAAAGGCUCCAUUAGGAAAUUACUCCAUACCAAAAACAUAUUAAAGUAAAUCAUCUGCCUUUGAUAAUAUCUCUUAUGUAAAUAACCCUCAAGUAAAAAGUAAUGCUUUAAAUGAGGGUUCUUUUGGAGCUCCUAAAUAUUAAAAUACCUAAUCUAUAUCUUCUGCUUCUUACCAAUCUUCACCCCCAAAUAAAUAGUAAGCUAGUAUUAACAUAAGUUAAGAUAUUAGCUCAGGUAACCAAUUAAAGUAUAUUAUUCCCUUAAAUUCAGAGGAUGCUAAAAAUAGAGAAAAAUAUUUACUUAACUAGCCUAACCAAUCAGUUGAAUACUAUUCAGCUGGAUCUGUAAAUUAAUACCCAUAAGCUAGUGUUUAAAAUUAAUAAAAUUUAGAGAAUAGUUUAAGAUCAUAGAGUUCACCUUAAAAAAAUAUUUAAAGUUAAUUUUAGAAUGAUUUAUAAGAGAGACAAUCAUCCCUUCCUCCAAAAUAAUAAGUUUCAACCUUAUAAGAAUAAAUGUAAAUUCCAGUUGCAAAUGUUGGAAAUAUUGGUCAGAAAGAAGUAAGUAAAUAAGCUCUAACUUAAAGCAGCGAAAAUGAAAGAACAGGAUAGCAAAAGGAUAAUUAUUAAAUAAAUGAAGCUUAGCACAGAUUAAAUACUGACUAGUGGUCUCUAGAUUAGAAUUUCUAAGGCUUGCAAGCUCCUAAGAUGCUUAAUAGCUAAAGUAGCUAGUCAAAUAAUAGAUAUACUACUCCUAUGUAAACUGCUUAGUUUAAUAGCUAAAGUUUUGAUGAGCUAAGUGAUGCGAGCAGAAAGCAGGAAUAAAAAAUUAAUAAUGACAAUAUGUCAUUUUCAUAAUUAGGAAAUAGUCAAUAAAAAACUUAAAGAUAAAAUUCACCAUUGAAAUCAUAAAAUCAAGGUACUUUGAAUUAAUUAUCUGAAAGAGAGUAAGUUCCUGUAAGCAACUAAUAAUAAAUGUCUAUUCCUUCCUCAUCUUAAAAAGAUAUGCAAGAUAUCUCUGAAUUGCCAGAGGAGUUCAAAAAAUAAUCUAAAUAUUAAUAUCAUAAUCUUGGAGUUACACCUUUACCAGGAACAGUAAAUAAUAACAAAUAAAAUAGCCAAUAAGGACUUAAUAGUUUUAGUAUGGAUAAUAAGAGCUUGAAUUAGCAAAAUCCUUUAGAUGAUUCAUAUAGAACCGUUUCACAGAAUGAUGGUAGAGAACCUUAAUCAUCUUCUUUAUUUAACCCUUUAAUGUCAGCAAAUACCAAAAAUUAAAUGAGUAAAAAUAAAACUAAUGACAACACAUCUCAAUGGUAUUCAUAAAACAACGACUCAAAUUAUCAAACUUUCUAGAGUCCAUAAUAAAAUUAAUCCUCUUCUAGUGUUCAACAAUAGCAAUAACAAGAUUAGCAUAACUUUAUUACAAAACCUAGCAAAAAUGCAUAAUUAUUCUCAAGAGUUUCUGAGUUCCCAUAUUAACAAUAAAAUACUUCUUAUUUAGUAAAAGGAUUUGAAGAUGAUAGGAUUUCAAAUUAAAAUAUUUAACAGUAGUCAAAUUAAUCUCAAAAUUAAUAGAAAUAAAAUGAUUCUUUAAAGAAUUCAUACGUAGAAUAAAAAAUUCGUGCAUCUGAUAUAGAAGAAUAAGGAAAACAAUAAAAUUAAGGCUUAUCUCCCCUGCCUAAAUAGAAUUAGUAUUAUCCAGGUCCUUAAUAUAACUCUAUUAACAAUGAAGAUGAAGUAAAUUAUAGAACUAUAGUCUCUCAUGGAUCUGUCAGCACCUAAGGUUUGAGUGCUUAAAAGUAAUACUAAUCUCAAAGAUAAGGAGAUAUCUCAUAGAAUUAAUCAUUUAAUGACUCACCUAGCAAGAAUAUUCGUAGAAUAAAUUAAGGAAAUAGUGGUCAACCAAAUCAGAUUAGGGAAAGACUAGAUAAUAUCAGGAAUAUUGAAAGCAAAAUUAAAUAGUUAAGUGAAAACAUUAUGACUGCAGUUAAUGAAUCAUAAUAGUAAAUCAAGUUGGGUGAGCAGUCAUAUGACAGCGUGAGAGAAGAAAGCAAAGAUCAAGUUCCUGAAAACUAUGAAGAAACAACUUUCCGCAAUCAAGAUUUCAAAGAAAGUUAUAAGAAAUCUAGGGCAUAACAAAAAUAACCUUAUUAGAAUGAAUCUGUCUAAAAUAGAGGAAACUAAAGCAGGUAUAAUUAAGAUGUUGAAGGAAGUCUUGUUUACGAUAAUGCAAAAUAAUCUCAUCGUCACUCACCUUAUUCACAAAUGUUUGGGCAUUCUGACAAUUCAACAACUUACAUACCUUUUAAUAGUCCUAAUUAAAUAUCUCCUUUAAUCUUCCCUAAUGAUUCUAACUAGUUCUCUUUAUAUCCUAAUUCUUAAAACAAUAUUCCCUUGUCAUAUGUAUAAUAGAAAACAAAAUCAGCUCCCUUAGUUCCUGGCGAUCAUAGAUACCAUUCCCAACCUCACUAAAUGCAAAACAUUAACUUAAGUAACUCAACAUAAUAUCACAACUAAGCACCUUAAUAAGGCACUUAAUAUCAAAGAUAGAAUGCUUAAAUAUAGUACGUUCCAUAGUAGCAUUAAUCCCAUAUUUAUAGCCCUAUUAAACUACAAUAAAGCACUUCAGCUUCUCCUUACAGAUAAUAAGUUCUAAUAAGAACUCCAGUGUAAUAACAAACAUCUCCUAUUUAGCAAAGUUACCAAAUACCAGGAUAAAUACGUCAAGUAGUAUAAUCAACAUCUCCUUAUGGAAAUAACUAAAAGAAAUAACUUUCACCAAUACAAUCAAGUCAUUCUGGAUUAUCUAACAAUUAAAAUAACACUCCAAUCAGAUUAGUUUAAAAAGAAGUUAUUUAUAAAACACAAUCUCCAAUAAUUAUUUCUGAUCACUAAUAAAGGUCUAUAUCAGCAAAUAGAUUAGCAACAGAAGUAAUAAAUCAAAGUGUAAAUAAUUUAAACUAAACAGUUGUUUCAUAAGGUAUUUCUCCACUUAGAAAUCCCUAAUAAGAUGAUAGCUUUGUAAUGAAAUAAUCUAAAGGUUUUAACUUAAGCUAAAGCAUAGUAUCCCCAGUACCUGGAACAGGAUAACAUAUAAUAAUUUCUCCUAUUCGCGAUAAUUAUAUGUAUCAUAGUUUAGCAAUGUCAAGAUAAAUUCCUUUAUCUCCUAACAUAAAUCCUCUAAGUUCAAGUAUUGCUAAUGGAAACAGUCCAUAAGUUUCAAAGACUCCACUUGAAUUUAUAAAAUUCUAUACUCCAUAAAAGCAACAAAUGUUCCGUUCUGAAAGACUUCAUACUGCAAGCCCAGAAAAGAAAAACCUCAAAGAAAUUGAGAAAAUAUAGUAGAAAACAAAAACAAGAACUUUCCUUAGCUGUUGUAAAAAUGAAAAUACAGAUGAAGGAGAAGUAGAAAUUGAACAAAGUUAAGGAAACCUUUUAACUUUACAAUAAAUAAAAUAACAGCAGCUUCAAUAACAAAAAGAGAAGGAAGAUGAAAAUAAUUGUAAUAUUUACUGA
Tetrahymena thermophila SB210 is the source of this 19182-nucleotide messenger RNA. Its product is annotated as endo-1,4-beta-xylanase xylA, putative. The transcript has 6 exons. The record is from RefSeq and is a predicted model, not a curated record. NCBI's taxonomy places the organism in Eukaryota, Ciliophora, Oligohymenophorea, Hymenostomatida, Tetrahymenidae. Gene Ontology annotation, cellular component: cytosol.